UAGCCGACUUAAACAAUAUCGUGUUGGUGUCAACUUACUCAACUUUAAAUUUCUAAAACUCGUUGCUGAUCUCCAUUGGCAUUUUUAAGUUUCAUAUGAACAAUUUUGUGACAUAGUUAUCAACGAUUAAUAAAUUUACAAUCGUCACAUAACGUACCUAUCUGUGUGAGACGAUUAUACAUUACACGACCCUUAAUAAGAAAAGUUUAUGACAAUGGUUCGAAUUGCUAUUUUAUCCAGAUCUAAUUAUCAACUCUAUAAGCGAUAUUUAGCGGAAAAGGUUGCCUGUGCAAUUAAUAAAAAUUCAACAGAUGUAGUAAAUGAAUUUAUGGCUAAUCUGAAAAUAGGCAAAGGAAGUUCCAUGAAUGAUAUUGGUUUACGUAUGCCUCUUAAUAUUCUUCAAAAACACUUUGAAACAAAUUCAUUUAAAGAUUUAAAAAUAUCAAGUCAUAAAAUAACAACCACUCAAUCAAAUCCUCAACAUAUAAUAAUACAUUUGAAUAAAAAUGAUUUUAUAAACAAUAUACUUAAAAACAAUAUGAAUGUAACUCAUCAACAUAAUGUACAGAAUUCUAAACCCUGCAUCAUUGAAUUUAGUUCUCCAAAUAUUGCAAAACCAUUUCACGUUGGUCAUUUACGUUCAACUAUUAUUGGAAACUUCAUUUCUAACUUAAAAAAUUGUAUCAAUGGUCGUGUUGUACGUAUUAACUACUUGGGUGACUGGGGACCUCAAUUUGGUUAUACUCUAUUAGGAUUAGAACAAAUGAAUUCAGACAUGUCUAAUAACAAUAUGACAAUAAAAUCAUUAUUCAAUGCAUAUAUACUAGCCAAUAAAAUGGCAAACGAUGAUCCGGGAAUUCAUAACAAAGCUAAAUCUAUAUUCAAUGAUUUAGAAUGUGGCAAUUGUACCACAGAUAUCAAAAACCUGUGGAAUGAAUUUAGAUCAAUUACUAAAAAUGAAUUAGAAGUUAUUUAUAAUAGACUGGGAAUAGUCUUCGAUGAAUAUGAUUGGGAAUCAAAGUAUGCAAAGGAAAAUAUUCAAGGUGUUUUAAAAAGACUCAAUGAAAUUGGUUUAUUAAAAUUUAAAGAAGAUGGAUCUAUUGUUGUGCAUUUUAAUAAUCAAGAAAUUACAAUUUUAAAAAAUGAUAGUUCUACAUUAUAUCUUACACGAGAUAUAGCUGCAGCACUUAGACGCCAUGAAUGUUACGGUGCUGAAGAUCUAUUUUAUGUUGUUGAUAAUACUCAAAGCAAACAUUUUUAUUUACUUAAAUCCUUAAUUGUACAAAUUAAUUCAAAUAUAAAUGUACACCACAUUCCAUUUGGAAGGAUACAUGGUAUGAGCUCACGAAAAGGCCAGGGAAUAUUAUUAGAUCAGCUUUUGAAUCAAGCAAAAUCGACUAUGAACUUAAAAAGGAAAUUUUCUGAAACAACCAAAAUUAAUUCAAUGAACGAUGAUGAUGUAGCAGAUAUAUUAGGAGUAUCUGCUAUAAUAAUAAAUGAUUUAAAACAAAAACGAAAAAAAGAUUAUAACUUUUCUUGGGAGUCAGCAUUACAGGUAAAUGGAGAUACUGGUAUAAAACUUCAAUAUACCCAUUGCCGUUUAAUAAGCCUAGAAGAAGUUAAUUCCAAUAUAAAUGUACCUACGGAAGUUAUUGCCGAAUGCUUUACUGAAACUGUUGCAUUAGAUUUAAUUUUAGAAAUCUCUCGAUUUGAAGAUGCAUUAACUGAAACUAAUCAAGAAUUAGAAGCAUGUAUUUUAGUUAACUAUUUAUUUAGAUUAUCCAAUUGUAUCAACAAAGCCUUAAAGGUUUUAAAUGUUAAAAAUUCUAGCAGUACUAUUGCUCAGCAGAGGAUUUUGUUGUUUCGUAGAGCUAGAGAAACUCUUAGUACUGGAAUGAAAAUUUUAGGAUUAGUACCAUUAAAAUCUAUGUAAUUUUAAAUUAUUUUACUUAGUUAUUUCAUUUAUAUUAUAAAAGUAUGGAUAAUAAUA
Molecule: messenger RNA, 1990 nt
Organism: Melanaphis sacchari
Lineage: Eukaryota; Metazoa; Arthropoda; Insecta; Hemiptera; Aphididae
Gene: ArgRS-m
Product: probable arginine--tRNA ligase, mitochondrial
Exons: 6
Coding region: 209-1933 (574 amino acids)
Biological process (GO): arginyl-tRNA aminoacylation; mitochondrial translation
Cellular component (GO): mitochondrion
Molecular function (GO): ATP binding; arginine-tRNA ligase activity
Source: RefSeq, a predicted model, not a curated record